Molecule: messenger RNA, 1179 nt
Organism: Balaenoptera acutorostrata (minke whale)
Lineage: Eukaryota; Metazoa; Chordata; Mammalia; Artiodactyla; Balaenopteridae
Gene: AKIP1
Product: A-kinase interacting protein 1
Exons: 5
Coding region: 162-881 (239 amino acids)
Biological process (GO): regulation of non-canonical NF-kappaB signal transduction
Cellular component (GO): nucleoplasm
Source: RefSeq, a predicted model, not a curated record
UUCGCCCCUGACACCGAGCCCGCUGGAGAGCGCGUUGGGCGGAGCCGGGGGCGGCGGUCGCCGGGGAGAUCGAGGCCCUGGGUUCGACCCCGAGCUGGAGCGGGGUCCCGGAGGCCCGCUAACCCGCCGGUGUUUGUGUGUAUGUGCCCUCGCAGGGAGACAUGGAGAACUGUUUGGCGGCCGCGGCGCUGAACGGGGUGGACCGACGUUCCCUGCAACGCUCGGCUAGGCUGGGUCAAGAAGUGCUGGAGCGGGCCAAAAGGAGGGCGGUGGACUGGCAUUCGGUGGAGCUUCCCACAGGCAGCGUGGGGGUCAUUUCCCGGGAGCGGCCCUACAGAGAAAGAGGGCCGGCAGCCGGCCCCCAUCGCCUUCUCCCAGGAGAGGUGAGGGCGCCAGUGCUGCGGGACCAGCCCAUUCAUUCGCUCAGCAGCGUCUUGCUGAGAACCAGGGCACGCCACACAGCAGCACCCGAGGGAUCCUGUCCUUGGCGGAAGCUAGAGAAGAAAGACACCCAACCCUCAGUGCUUCCUUCAGAACAAUGGCUGAAUUCAUGGACUAUACUUCAAGUCAGUGUGGGAAAUAUUAUUCAUCUGUGCCAGAGGAAGGAGGGGCAACCCACGUCUAUCGUUAUCACAGAGGGAAGUCGAAGCUGCACUUGUGCUCGGACACUGGGAAUGGUCAGCUUCCAGUGUGUUGCAGUAUCAAUCUUCUUUGACUUACGUCCCGAUAAACCCAUUGCUGAGGACAUCUCUAAGGACCUCUACAUAGAAGUAUAUCCAGGGACCUAUUCCGUCACUGUGGGUGUAAAUGACUUGACCAAGAAGACUCACGUGGUAGCAGUUGAUUCAGGACAAAGUGUGGACUUGGUCUUCCUCAUAUGAUGUUGACCAUCACAGACAUCACCUUUUUUUUUGUUUGUUUUUUAAGUAUCAAGAAGAAUAAAGUUACCAUAUGUCCUCUUAAAAUUUACACAUUAAUCCUGCUUUUAAUGCUGACUGACUGUAGAGGGUGAGCCUUCCUAGGAACUGGAGUUUGUCUCUUUCAGUGCCUAUUUUAACUUGAAAGUCCCCUCACCCUCUUCUGCCUGAAGUAAUAAUGUAAUGAUGCUGUCUGAAUAGUUUUUACUGCUUGCUUUCCAAGUAAAGGUUAAUUAUGAUAAUAAAGUAAGAAAUUUGGAAA